AUGGUACACAAUUGUAGGAGGAGAUGGGAGGGCGCUUCAGCGGCUCCAGAUGCCACGAUUUUCAUUCCUGCUUUUGAUUUCGACACUAGGGACAAGAGUGAGAGGUCACCGCCAAGUUCGUCCUCAGACGGAGCCAGCAACGCAUCAGCCGUGGGCGAUAGCACCUCUCCACCUUCUCCGCCAUCAUCCCCAGACAGAGCCAGCAAUGCACCAGCCGUGGGCGAUGGCGGAAACUGCGGCACACCAAAAAAAGGCCGGGGACAAACAUUCCUGAGAGGACUCGGAAUCUCCACUGACGAUUUAUCGAUGUCGUCAGUCGCCCUUGCUCGCGGGAUGAAACAUCUUGUCAUCGAACGUUUGCUCCUAAAGACCGUCCUUGGCGAUCACGAAGAGACGGACGCCAAUAAUCGCGAGAUGAGCAUCGCUGGAAUAACAUCCCUUUCGCUGUUUGUAUGUCGUCAGUGGCGCAUGCUACCUUAUGCUCACAUUCCAACUUUCAUCCGAGAAUUGCAAAGCUAUGACAAACUGCUAAAUCUUGCUAAAGAUACGACGCCCUGGAUGAAGGAAGCCCAACUUCAUUACGAUAGUCAAGGUAAUCGCGCAAAGCGAAAACGACCGCAGGAGGCUUUGAGCUGGGAGGCCGCCUCCCAGCCAUUGGCAACUACUGUGCACACAACUUCAUCGCACUAUUCUGCUCCAAUGGCUCCUCCUACCUCUCGCCGCAAGUUGAUACGACACUCAGGUGAACCCGCAUAUGCUUCCAGUCAAUCAUACUCGCAAUCUGUCAUCACCCCUCCACCAGAAAGCCUCGCACACAACCAUCAGACUGAACACUCAAGUUACUCAUAUGGACGUCCCAUACCACAGGGGAAUGAGUCGAGAUUAUGCUCAGGAGCGGGAAACGGCGAAUAUCCUCAGCAGCCGCAGGCUCAAGAAGUUCUAGGCCAUUAUAGGGGACCGUAG
Trematosphaeria pertusa is the source of this 963-nucleotide messenger RNA. RefSeq lists its product as uncharacterized. The coding region runs from base 1 to 963 and encodes 320 amino acids. NCBI's taxonomy places the organism in Eukaryota, Fungi, Ascomycota, Dothideomycetes, Pleosporales, Trematosphaeriaceae. The transcript is spliced from 5 exons. The record is from RefSeq and is a predicted model, not a curated record.